AUGUGCUCGGCCGGGGAGCUGCUGCGGGGCGGCGCCGGCGGCGGGGAGCGCGACGAGGACGGGGCGGCGCCGGCAGAGCGGGCGGAGGAGCGGGAGCCCCGGGCGAGCCCGCGGCGCAGGCGGCGGCCGGACGAGGGCGAGCAGGAUGUUGAAGAAUCACAAAACCACACUGGCGAACCCAUUGGAGAUGACUACAAGAAAAUGGGAACACUUUUUGGUGAACUGAACAAAAACCUCCUCAACAUGGGCUUCACAAGGAUGUAUUUUGGAGAACGAAUUGUGGAACCAGUAGUGGUCAUUUUCUUUUGGCUUAUGCUAUGGUUCCUUGGCCUACAAGCCCUUGGACUAGUUGCUGUUCUUUGCCUUGUCAUUAUUUAUGUACAGCAGUAAAACACUGGACAUUUGGUAGCCAUGUAUGUAAGUGAUAGAGCUAUACACUUGGGCUUUUGAAAGCCAAAAUGGUUUGACAUAUUUCAUAUUGUGUACUGACUGUUUUGUAAUUAAAAUUAUAAAUGAAUUUCUUUAAAACACAACUCUUUGUUAUAACAAGGAUGAAUAUAUAUUUUUGACUAUAUAUUAGCUUAUUCAAACUCUUUUUCACUCCUGUGAUCUGUACCUACCUUGAGACACCUUCUUCCCAAUGCCACGUCUGAACAUGACCCAACAGUGAUGGGAAAAAGCAUGGCAUGGAGCUGCAGUGAAGUGAUGUAAAUCUUGUAAAGUUCCAGUGAAACAUUUUGGAAGAAGAAGGGAAAAGUAGCUAAGAAUAAGUUUUAAUUAGGAAACUGUUCCACCCCCACCUCCACUGAAAAAUCCCAUUUGGGGAAGAUAAUUUGUCUCUUUGUCGUUUCUGCGUAGUCCAAAGCAAAGUAAAGGAUAACUGCCACAUACCGCCAUAGUGCUGUGAAAAUGAAUAACGCUAGCUGUUUCCAGAAGACUGACAAUAAUAUAUUUAUUAUCGUUGGUGAAGUUUAGGGGUGUAAUGUAAGUUUUUUAUGUGUUAUCUUUGGGCCUUCAUUACAUUGUAAAGUUAGAGACGACUCUGGUGCUCAUUUCUCCUUGUGAGUUCUAAGGCCGCACGCCUGGCAGUGCCUGUAAUUUGUACCUAGCCAGUUGCAUGUCUUUCCUAGAGAUGUUUUCAGUGCAUUUGUUUCCAAAAGUUUAUAAUUUUAUAGUUCUUUUCUAACAAUUAUUCUAAGGUUUAACACAAUGCCUUUCCUGUCAUAGCAUGGUGCCCACCCCUAAAGAAUGAUUUCUAUCAUAUAAUAGACAAAAACCAGAUCAUUUUUCUUUGAUAUCUGUAUUGAAGAAUACAAAAGUACAGAAUAAAAUCACAUUCUUAAAUUGAGAACUCAGUGGCCACUUGUAAUAUUCUAGGAUUAAAGCCAAUUUGCUAGCCAUGAUUUUACUGUGUACUAUGGGGUUUUAUAUUGAAACAAUCAUUUCUUUAAAUAUACUUUGAAAAUUAAAAGUGACUUUGAUGCUUUUGGUUUUGUUAAAGUACCUGAAAUCUUUACCAUUUUGCCUAAAAGUCAUCUAUUUGAACAAAGAAAUUUAAAUACAAAAAUGGGGCGGCGAGGUAUUUUUGUUUGGCAGGGCCUUAACUAAAGCAAGAAGGUAUUUACUAGGCCACUUUGUAAAGUUCAUACUCAUGCAGUCUUAAACAUUAUUCUGUAAGAAAUUCUGAAACAGAAAAUUAUGAAAACAGGAGCACUAACAUGUAUUGUUCAUCUGUGUAUUGUGUAUAAACAUAGGCCUCUAAAAUUUGGCUUUUGAAAAACAAAA
Molecule: messenger RNA, 1785 nt
Organism: Peromyscus leucopus (white-footed mouse)
Lineage: Eukaryota; Metazoa; Chordata; Mammalia; Rodentia; Cricetidae
Gene: Fam241a
Product: family with sequence similarity 241 member A
Exons: 2
Coding region: 1-390 (129 amino acids)
Cellular component (GO): intracellular membrane-bounded organelle
Source: RefSeq, a predicted model, not a curated record